Molecule: messenger RNA, 1283 nt
Organism: Capsicum annuum
Lineage: Eukaryota; Viridiplantae; Streptophyta; Magnoliopsida; Solanales; Solanaceae
Product: BURP domain protein USPL1
Exons: 2
Coding region: 109-1134 (341 amino acids)
Source: RefSeq, a predicted model, not a curated record
AACGUGGUAGCAUAAUUACAUUAAUUUUGACUCUCCAAUUAUAUACAUUCUACUAUAUAUAUCUCUUACUUUAUAAAAAUUUUCUUAAGAACCCAACAAGAAAAACAAAUGGAUCUUAAUUUUGGUUUUUGUGUACUGCUCUCCUUAAUUUUGCUGGUUGCUUGUGGAACAAAAGCUAGGAAAAUAGUUGAAGGAAAUGCUGAAUCUCUCUUUAUUUCACAAGACAAUCAUCAAGAAGCAUUAAAAGCAAUUUAUGGUUCCGAAUAUAAAUUUAAACAGGGAGCUGAAGACAAAUACCAACAAGAGAUAUCUGGUUUGAAUGUCCCUAUUCUUUAUAAAUAUCACAAGCUCUAUGGGUAUGCCAAGGGAGCUGAAGACAUACAUCAACCAGAGAUUUCUCCUUCUGUAAGAUCACUUUUCUUUCUUAUGGAUGAUCUAAAGAUAGGGAAAACAAUAACAAAUCCCUCCUUUCUACAUCGUGCUUCCAUGCAAUACUUUCCCCAAAAAGCAACCGAUUCCAUUCCAUUUUUACUGAAGGAACUCCCAAACCUUCUUCAACGUUUCUCCUUAUCUAAAAACUCUCCACAUGCAAAACCCAUGAUAGAUGCAUUGAAAGACUGUGAAUCAGAAUCACUCAUAAAGGGAGAGACAAGGUACUGUGCCACAUCCGCGGAGGCAAUGCUUGAUUUUGUUCAAGGAAUCAUGGGAGAUAACACCCAAAUCGAAGCUCUGUCCACCACAACUCAUUUCUCAGAGGAGCACUCAACUACUCCCCUCCAAAACUAUACUAUUUUGGAUGCUCAAGAAUUUACCCCUCCUAAGAUGGUGGCGUGUCAUUUGAUGCCUAGUAUUUACACCGUUUUCUACUGUCAUUCCACAGUUGGCAGUAAAGGAAAGGUGUUCAAGGUUUCAUUAGGGAAUAAAGCAAAGGGUGAUAGAGUGGAAACUAUGGCUUUAUGUCACUUUGAUACCUCUGAAUGGAGUCCAUCUCAUGUAUCUUUCCAAGUGCUCGGUAUAUUACCAGGAACAUCACCUGUCUGUCACUUCUUCACAUCUGGUAAUGACCUAGUGUGGGUUCCAAAAACAAUUGACGCCGGACAUGAAGUGCGCAGCUUGGAGGAGCGGAGCACCUAAGUGCUUGAUUGUAUCUGCUUAUGCUUAUGUUUGAUGCAUGCAACAUGUUAUCUAUUAUUGCUUAUGUUUGUAUCUGCUUUUUAUUUUUCCUCUAAAGCCGUUUUAAGUGUGGUUUGAUGUUAAAUAAAUAAAAUGUUACUUCCUCCGUU